AUGGCCCAUGUUCAGGAAGAACGUUUUCGAUUUCAGAAUCCAGAAUGCGAUGAUGAGCCGCGCCAUGUAUUUCUUGGUAUGGAUCCAAUGGACCACCCAAGCCAAUUCUCCGAGUCGCAUACGCCUCCACCGGUAGCACCUGGGGAACUGGUGUCUUCACAGGCAACACUUGCCACUCGACAAGUGCGACAAACCUCCGCCACCAAGGGCGUCGCAGGCCAUGUUUGCAGAUGCAGUUUUCAUGCUGAUGCUCCUCAUAAAGGUCGUUCUGAUGUCGCUCAUUCGCCACGAUGGAUUCCUGCAGGAGGUAUUGUUGGUAGUGGACCUCAUCGCGAGUGUGUUCGUGUCUUCUGGCGUCCCGCGAAGGUCUUGUUAGAUCCAUCUAGUUGUGCAUCUGCGCCGGUUUUACAAGAGUGCAAGAUCUGUGCGGAUGCCAUAUAG
Sphaerulina musiva SO2202 is the source of this 441-nucleotide messenger RNA. RefSeq lists its product as uncharacterized. Bases 1 to 441 code for a protein of 146 amino acids. NCBI's taxonomy places the organism in Eukaryota, Fungi, Ascomycota, Dothideomycetes, Mycosphaerellales, Mycosphaerellaceae. The transcript is spliced from 2 exons. The record is from RefSeq and is a predicted model, not a curated record.